AUGAGGAACUACCGGCGGGCACCGUCGUCGGAAACCUCGUCUCGCGACUCAACGAGUGGCGCCGCCGAGGAUGGCGACGGCGGCCCCGCGCUGGACGUGAACAAGUUCUCGGGCGAGAUUCGGACGCGGCGGCCGCUCGACCGCGAGACGGCCGACGCCGUGACCUUCGUCGCGUUCCUCGUCGCCCGCGACCCCGUCAAGGUCAUCGUCCGCGUGCGCGACGUCAACGACCACGCGCCGGCGUUCCCCGUCGCCGUGACGACGAUCCGCAUCGCCGAGUCGGCGCGCCGCAACCACAAGGAGUCGCUGUCGCCGGCGCGGGACCCCGACGCUGACGCGUUCACCGUGCAGCUGUACGAGAUCGCCGCGGGCAACGUGAACGAGACGUUCCGGCUCGGAACACGCCGCAAGAACGGCGUCCUCUACCCGGACCUCGAGCUGAACGGGCGGCUGGACCGGGAGCGCGUGCCGCGGUACCGACUCACCCUCGCCGCGCGGGACGGCGGCGACCCGCCGCGCGCGGGCGAGACGACGGUGGAAGUCGUCGUCGUCGACGUCAACGACAACCGGCCGGCGUUCGAGCGCGCGACGUACGAGGCGUCGGUCGCGGAGAACGCCACCGCGGGAACGACGGUGACGCGCGUAGUCGCGACGGACGCCGACGAGGGAGAGAACGCGCGCGUGACGUACUCGAUCCGGCGCGGCGGCGACGACGCGUUCGCCGUGGACGCGCGCACGGGCGCGGUGACGCUGCGGCGCGCGCUGCCCCCCGGCGGCCCGCGCGAGCACGUCAUCGUCGUGAGCGCGGCGGACGGAGGCACCCCGUCCCUCGUCGCGACCGCGCACGUCGCGGUGACCGUCGUCGGGGUGCGCGCCCGCGCCCCGCGCGUCGACGUAGCGUUCGUGACGGAGGGAGGAGGCUACCGCGUGCGGGAGGACACGGCCGCGCGAAGCGUCGUCGCGCGAGUCUCCAUCUCCGACCCCGACCGAGACGACGACGAGGACGCGAGGCUCGCGGACGUCGACGUGACGUUAGAGGGCGCUGACGGAGCGUUCGCGCUGCGGACGGAGGACCGUGCGACGUACUGGAUGUACGUAGCGCGCGCGCUCGACCGAGAGACGACACCCGAAUACAACCUGACGGUUGUCGCCCGCGCCGCGGCCCGCAAGGGGGCGCCGGCGGUGCGCGCGACGGCCGACAUUGCCGUCGUCGUCGACGACGCGAACGACAACGCGCCGCGCUUCGAGAGCGCCCUCUACGAGGCGAGCGUCGAGGAGUCGGCGGACGUCGGCGCGUUCGUGGCGCGCGUAGGAGCGAGCGACGACGACGCCGGCGACAACGCAGCCGUCACGUACUCGCUCGCGCCGCCGGCAGGGGGCGCCGCCGUCGACUGGUUCGCGGUGGACGCGGCGACGGGACUCAUCACAACGACGGCGAAGGUGGACUGCCUCAUCGACGCGCGGCCGGAGGUGGUCGUCGUGGCGACAGACGGAGGCGAGCCGGCGUUGUCGUCGCGCGUCGUCGUGCGCGUCUCCGUCGUCGACGUCAACGAUCACGAACCGCAGUUCAGCCUCAGCUUCUACAACGUGUCUGUGUCUGAGGGCGCCACCGUCGGCAAGUGCAUCCUGCAGUUGAACGCUACUGAUGGCGACUGCGGAGUUAAUGCCAUCGUUAACUACACGCUCGUCGAGGCGGCGGCGGCGCGCGCCAACCCGCGACCGUUCACCAUAGACGGCGCCACCGGUCAGCUCUGCCUGCAGCGCCCCCUGGAUCACGAGCAACGCGACAGCUACGAGUUUUCGGUCAUCGCCACGGACGCCGGUGGCCGCAGCGCGUCGGUGACGGUGCACGUGCACGUGGCGGACGAGAACGACAACGCGCCCGUGUUCUACCCGCGCGAAUACGGCGUCAGCCUGAAGGCCGGAGCGCCGCCAGGGGGCGCCGUCGUGCGCGUGCACGCGAGCGACGGAGACGCGGGUGCGUACGGACGCGUCACGUACGCCGUUGCCGACGGCGACGACGCAGACGGCGCCGGGGUGUUUGUCGUCGACGGAAACUCAGUCGUCGUCGUCGACGUCAACGACAACCGGCCGGCGUUCGAGCGCGCGACGUACGAGGCGUCGGUCGCGGAGAACGCCACCGCGGGAACGACGGUGACGCGCGUAGUCGCGACGGACGCCGACGAGGGAGAGAACGCGCGCGUGACGUACUCGAUCCGGCGCGGCGGCGACGACGCGUUCGCCGUGGACGCGCGCACGGGCGCGGUGACGCUGCGGCGCGCGCUGCCCCCCGGCGGCCCGCGCGAGCACGUCAUCGUCGUGAGCGCGGCGGACGGAGGCACCCCGUCCCUCGUCGCGACCGCCCACGUCGCAGUGACCGUCGUCGGGGUGCGCGCCCGCGCCCCGCGCGUCGACGUAGCGUUCGUGACGGAGGGAGGAGGCUACCGCGUGCGGGAGGACACGGCCGCGCGAAGCGUCGUCGCGCGAGUCUCCAUCUCCGACCCCGACCGAGACGACGACGACGCCGCGAGGCUCGCGGACGUCGACGUGACGUUAGAGGGCGCUGACGGAGCGUUCGCGCUGCGGACGGAGGACCGCGCGACGUACUGGAUGUACGUAGCGCGCGCGCUCGACCGAGAGACGACACCCGAAUACAACCUGACGGUUGUCGCCCGCGCCGCGGCCCGCAAGGGGGCGCCGGCGGUGCGCGCGACGGCCGACAUUGCCGUCGUCGUCGACGACGCGAACGACAACGCGCCGCGCUUCGAGAGCGCCCUCUACGAGGCGAGCGUCGAGGAGUCGGCGGACGUCGGCGCGUUCGUGGCGCGCGUAGGAGCGAGCGACGACGACGCCGGCGACAACGCCGCCGUCACGUACUCGCUCGCGCCGCCCGCAGGGGGCGCCGCCGUCGACUGGUUCGCGGUGGACGCGGCGACGGGACUCAUCACAACGACGGCGAAGGUGGACUGCCUCAUCGACGCGCGGCCGGAGGUGGUCGUCGUGGCGACGGACGGAGGCGAGCCGGCGUUGUCGUCGCGCGUCGUCGUGCGCGUCUCCGUCGUCGACGUCAACGAUCACGAACCGCAGUUCAGCCUCAGCUUCUACAACGUGUCCGUGUCUGAGGGCGCCACCGUCGGCAAGUGCAUCCUGCAGUUGAACGCUACUGAUGGCGACUGCGGAGUUAAUGCCAUCGUUAACUACACGCUCGUCGAGGCGGCGGCGGCGGCGCGCGCCAACCCGCGACCGUUCACCAUAGACGGCGCCACCGGUCAGCUCUGCCUGCAGCGCCCCCUGGAUCACGAGCAACGCGACAGCUACGAGUUUUCGGUCAUCGCCACGGACGCCGGUGGCCGCAGCGCGUCGGUGACGGUGCACGUGCACGUGGCGGACGAGAACGACAACGCGCCCGUGUUCUACCCGCGCGAAUACGGCGUCAGCCUGAAGGCCGGAGCGCCGCCAGGGGGCGCCGUCGUGCGCGUGCACGCGAGCGACGGAGACGCGGGGGCGUACGGACGCGUCACGUACGCCGUCGCCGACGGCGACGACGCAGACGGCGCCGGGGUGUUUGUCGUCGACGGAAACUCAGGUGCCGUGACCUUGGCGAAGAAGCUGGAAGCCACGCGGACGAACCGACAUGUGAUCACCGUCACGGCGACGGACGGAGGCGGGCGCGCAGCCGCCGCACCCGCCGUCGUCACGGUGAGCGUCGUCGCCGGCAACCAGAAGCCUCCCGUCUUCCGGCAGCCGUUCUACGGGUUCAGCAUCCCGGAGGACUACGCGGUCGGCAGCAGAGUCGGCUUCGUGCACGCCGAGGGUGGCGCUGCCGUGCACUACUCGAUCUCGUCGGGCGACCCGGGUCGCUACUUCGCGAUCGACGCGCAGACAGGAGAGAUCAGCUCCGCUCGCGCUCUGGAUCGCGAGGAAGACGCCUUCCUGCUGCUAGCCAUACAGGCGCGCGCGGGGGAGCCUCCCACGUACGGACACGCACAGCACAUGGUGGGUAGCGUGUUGAGCGUGGAAGGAGAACGCAGCAGGCAGAGUGCGGACGUCUCGUUAUGGCCAGCAACCACAGCACCGACGCUGACCUGGGGAGAACGCGUCCAGUGCAGUACCUAG
Molecule: messenger RNA, 4116 nt
Organism: Priapulus caudatus
Lineage: Eukaryota; Metazoa; Priapulida; Priapulimorpha; Priapulimorphida; Priapulidae
Product: protein dachsous-like
Exons: 10
Coding region: 1-4116 (1371 amino acids)
Biological process (GO): homophilic cell-cell adhesion
Cellular component (GO): plasma membrane
Molecular function (GO): calcium ion binding
Source: RefSeq, a predicted model, not a curated record